UUUUAAAGACAUGGCAACACCAACUGCAAACAAUGAAAAUAAUAAUAAUCCAUCAAAUUUACCAAGUUGGAUAAAUGCAGAUAACUUUCAAAGUGUUCUAGAAGAAAAUGUUGAAGGAUUUAAGAAAAUAUUGAACUUUGAAGUUAAGGAGACAGGCGGUGGUGGAGAAAACUAUGCAUCAAUGAUGAUGAGAGUAAAAGUCAAGGCCGAACUUAAAGAUGGCUCCACCAAAGAUGUUGCUUUUAUGAUCAAAACCAUUCCACAAGGUGAACAAGGUGCCGCUAUGGUUUCGAUGAUGGGUCUAUUUCCGAAAGAAAAAACCAUGUAUGGUACGUACCUACGGGAGUUUGAAGAAAUGUAUCGUGCUGUCGGCAAGGAAGUCACAUUCGGUCCGAAAUUUUACACACUUAAAAAUGACCCUGGCGUUGAGUAUGUUCUACUUGAGGAUCUAUCCCCAAGAGGUUUCAAGAAUUUAAACAGACUGGAAGGACUCGAUAAGGAGCACACAAAAUCCGUUUUGAAGCUGUUAGCCGAAUUGCAUGCUGUGUCUGCUGUUCGCUACGAGGUGAAAGGUCAAUAUGACCCGACUUUAAUGAAAAGCCCAUUUAACGAGGAUUCACGUGACCAACUUGAUGCUUUAAUGAAAUCUUUAGUAGGGAUUCUGAAGACAUGUUACGGCAAACACGAAACUGGAAGAAAAUAUUUGGCAAUAUUGGAACCAAUGUUUAAUAAUUGGACUGAAAAAUACAUCCAAGACAGUAAAGUCAACCUAGAUGACUUCAAUGCUGUGAACCACGGGGAUGCGUGGUCCAACAACAUCAUGUUUCGGCACAAUGACGAAGGAAAAAGGGAGGAGACAAUUUUAAUUGAUUUUCAAAUGAGUCGCUAUUGCAACCCAAUAGUUGACUUAUUCUACUUCCUUUUGUCUUCACCGAAUUUAGAAGUUAAAGUUAACUGCUUCGAUGAGUUCAUAAAAUUCUAUCACGAUAAUUUACAAGAGAAUUUGAAAUUACUCAAUUAUCCAAAGAAGCUGCCAACAUUGAAACAAUUAAGAAUGAGUUUAUUAAAAUACAGUUCAUGGGCUAUUUCAACAACAACUGGUAUUAUGGCUGCUGUACUUCUGGAUCCAUCUGAAAAUGCAAGUAUGGAUAAUUUCUUUCAAGAGAGUGAAUCAGCCAAUGAUUUCAAAACGCAAUUGUAUGACAAUCCACGAUAUAUCCAGCAUUUGAAAGUUGUACUGCCAUGGUUGGAAAAAAUGGGAUAUUUAGAUGACUUUUACCGACUAAACGCUAAUGAUGAUGGUCGAAAACUGUGGGAAAAUCUUCGAAAGCUUGGAAUUGGUAAACAACGACAAAACAAUCUAAAUAAUAUUGAUAAAAACGGACUUAAUCGUAAAUUUUUAUCUACUCCAAACAAUGUAAUUUCAACUCAACUAUCCACUGAUUCAACAUUUCCUUUGAUAGACCCUGCAUUUAGCUUUUCAGGAGUGAGCAUUCUAGAUGUUGUGGAAAGUUUUCUUUCCAUAAAAUCCACUGCUGAAGGAAUUGAUGAAUUAAAUCCUGUAUUUUUGAAAUCAAUUUUGCCAAUGCUUUUACCCUAUAUUACCCAUAUUAUCAACACAGUUCUUACAACAGGAAUUUUUCCUCAGAAGUGGAAGAUGGUUUGUGAACGCAUUAUGCAAAAACAACUGAACGGCUCUAUAACCCGCAACAAUUAUUUGGUGCCAAUUCAAUCAGGCUUUCGCGCUCAACACAGCUGCACAACUGCACUUCUUAAAGUCAUUGAAGACAUAAGGACCGAAUUGGAUAAGGAUAAGAAUAAAAACAAUAUAAUGGCAUCUCCAUUUUUAAACGCUGAAAUUCCUGUUUGGGUGAACGAGGAACACAUUAAAGAUGUUUUGGAGGACAAUGUUGAAGGAUUUAAAAGCAUUAAUAAAUUCAAAGCCUGUCUAGCUGGUGGUGCUGGAGAGAAUUUUCAAUCGGUAAUUGUGAGAGUAGAAGUCAAUACGGAACUUAAAGAUGGAUCUACUCAAGAUGUUGGUUUCAUGAUCAAGACAGCUCCACAAUCAGAACAAGCUGCUAUGAUGCUCGCCAUGAUGGGUCACUUCCCCAAGGAGAAUCUGAUAUACGGAAAGUACUUACCAACAUUCGAAAAAAUGUACAGCGAAGUGAGCAGUGGAAACGUUACCUUUGGUCCAAAGUAUUACAAACUUAAGAAUAAUCCCGAUUGUGAUUAUGUUCUAUUGGCUGACCUUUGUCUUGAGGGUUUCAAAAAUGAAAACCGUGUUGAAGGACUCGACAGACAACACACCGAAGCAGUACUGAAGAAAUUAGCUCAAUUCCAUGCUGCUUCUGCUGUGGAGUAUGAAAAUCAAAAAGGAGAACUAGAACCGAUAUUGACGAAGAACAUGUUCAAUGAGCAAACAGCUGGAAUGUUUGCAGCCAUGAUGAAGCCGACUUGGGAAACAUUUGUAAAAAGCCUUGGAAACUAUGAAAUCGGUGCUAGAUAUGUCGAAAAAGCGGAAGCGAUGACUGAGGUUAUGAUGGAUAAGUUUAUAGAAUUUUCCAACACAAAUUUAGAUGACUUCAAUGUUAUAUGCCAUGGGGAUCUGUGGUCGAAUAAUAUAAUGUUCCAUCAUGAUGCCGAUGGGAAAAUCUUAGAAACUCGGUUUAUUGAUUUUCAAAUGUCCAGAUAUGCUUCGCCUGUUAUUGACUUAUACUACUUUUUGCUGACUUCUCCGAAACUUGAAAUCAAGGUUGCCAAUUUUGAUGAUUUUAUUAAGAUUUAUCAUGAAAAUUUGGUGGAGAAUUUAAAACUUUUAAACUAUACCAAGAAGUUGCCAAGUUUAAAACAAUUGCACAUGGAACUUUUAAAAAAGAAUGCUUGGGGAUUUUCAACAUUAACCAACACGUGUGCAGGGAUACUUCUGGACCCAAGUCUUUGUGGUAAUAUAGAGGACUUUUUAAAAGGGGGAGAUGCAGCAGAAAGAUUGAAAAUGCAGUUGUAUACAAAUCCAAGAUAUGUUAGACAUAUGGAAGCCAUUUUACCAUGGAUGGAUAGUCGAGGUUUAUUGGACGUGUAAAAAAACGAACAGUAUUGAAAUAUUUAGAUGCAACAUUAUUUUAACUAACUUGAAUUAUAACUUUAAUUUUAUUUAUUUACCUAUCGCUGUUGUAUGAACAUUUAAAUAUUCGAAAAUAAAUUCAGUUUUGAAUUCCA
Eupeodes corollae is the source of this 3219-nucleotide messenger RNA. RefSeq lists its product as uncharacterized. Bases 11 to 3082 code for a protein of 1023 amino acids. The transcript is spliced from 10 exons. NCBI's taxonomy places the organism in Eukaryota, Metazoa, Arthropoda, Insecta, Diptera, Syrphidae. The record is from RefSeq and is a predicted model, not a curated record.